UUUCAGUUUUACUUCUACGUUGCCCGGUAAAACCUCCAGGUAUUUAAGAAAAUAAAUCCGCCCAACGAUUGUCGGGCCACUCUGGAAUAUAUUUUGAACGCACACUUAUUCUCUACACUGGGGGUUGUAGUUUUCAGCAUUUUUAUGUGUAUUGUGAAAACCGCCCCGUAGGCUCGCUUACCAGGCUUUACUGUAGCUAUUUUUCUACAGGAGCAACCAAUCAUUUUCGACUGAGACGUGUUCCUGAAUUGUGUCCUCCAAUGGAUGAGCGUAGUUUUAACAGAGGCGGGACAUGUAUACAUGUCAAUCAUUCUCAGGAGGCGGGGAAAGGAUCACAGAAAGAGCUAGGCUAGAGGAGCUACACAACAAGGCAAACAGCAGCUCUCUGCGAAAACCACUUUUACCAAUCCGCAACCAACGUUAAUCAGGGUCCAACGGACGACGUUAAAACAGACCAUCUUUUCCACAUAAAUGUUCCUAUGGAUUACUGAUACACUUUCGUCGAAAAAAAUAAGUGUUUAUCAACUUGACAGCAUAGUGUGGGAUUCGUUACACUGGUCACCUAGAGAGAUGAAGACUCUGGAGGAGCCCCCCUACCUGACAGUAGGGACGGAUGUGAGUGCCAAGUACAGAGGGGCUUUCUGUGAAGCCAAGAUUAAGACUGCCAAGAGGCUUGUCAAGGCCAAGGUGACCUUUAAAUCAGAUCUGUCAACAGCUGAGGUCCACGAUGAAAACAUCAAAGGACCUCUAAAGGUGGGGGUUGUUGUGGAGGUGAAGAAUCAGGAUGGAGUUUACCAGGAGGCCACAAUUAAUAAGCUGACUGAUGCUAGUAUAUAUACUGUUGUGUUUGACGAUGGUGAUGAGAAGACCCUGAGGCGUUCCUCACUCUGCCUCAAAGGAGCACGUCACUUUGCAGAAAGCGAGACACUCGACAGGCUCCCUCUGACCAAUCCUGAGCACUUUGGCACACCUGUCAUUGGCAAGAAGGGCAACCGAGGCCGAAGAUCAAAUCCGAUUCAAGAGGAGGAGUUGUCUUCGUCUUCCAGCGAGGAAGAGGAGAGCGAUCAGAGACAGAAUGAAGAUUUGUUCGGCAAGGUGGUCUGCGUAGACGGGGUCACCACCGGCGACAAAAAGAAGACUACGUGGUAUCCUGCUUUGGUCAUCUCCCCGGAUUGCCACGAGGACAUGACGGUGAAGAAAGACAACAUUUUUGUCCGCUCAUUCAAGGAUGGGAAAUUCUACAUGGUGCUCCGGAAAGACGUCCGUGAGAUUGACAGCAAUUGUCUUCCAAAGGCCGACGCAGGGCUCAAACCAGCACUGGAUUCAGCCUUGGACUUCCUGCAGAAUCUUGUUGUGCCCAGCAUCUGGAAGACCGAAGUGAAAGAGGAAAGUUCUAGCAGCGAAGAGGAGGAUGAGGAUGAGGAAGAAGAGCAGGAAGAGGAUGCAAGCGGUGAAGAGGAGGAGGAGGAGGUGGAGCCGUUCCCAGAGGAGAGGGAGAACUUUCUGCAACAACUCUACAAGUUCAUGGAAGACAGAGGUACUCCCAUCAAUAAGCGGCCUGUUCUUGGCUACAGGAACCUGAACCUGUUCAAACUCUACAGGCUGGUACACAAACUGGGAGGCUUCGACAAUAUUGAAAGCGGCUCCAUUUGGAAGCAAGUUUAUCAGGAUCUGGGCAUCCCUGUUCUCAACUCAGCUGCUGGCUACAAUGUCAAAUGUGCAUACCGCAAGUAUUUGUACGGAUUUGAAGAAUACUGCACCUCCACUGCCAUCGCAUUCCGGAUGGAUCUGCCUUUAAAGCAGUGUCCCAAGGGAGAGGUGAAGUCUGAGGAAGAGGCAGGAGGAUCAGCUCCCACAUCGUCCAGCUCAGAAGAGCAGAAAGCCCAGGUGGAUGGGCAACCUUGCAGUGCACAGUCGAUAGACUCCAAGGAGGAGAAACCCGAUUUGACCCGAAAUAAAACGGACUCUGAGCCAUUAAAAACAGAAGGAAAGGAAAGCGGAAACGAUGACGACGACGAUGAUGAAGACGACGGACCUCUGAAGGGUGACGCAGAGGAAGGCUCAUCAACGUCUCGCCUCUUAGCCGACAGCGGGAAACAGGAGGAGCACGAUGACGAGCAGGAGAGCAAGGACAACUCUGGGGAUGACAGCAGUCAGGAGGGGGAGGAAGGGGAGGAGUUUGAGUGUUACCCCCCGGGGAUGAAGGUGCAGGUGAGGUAUGGGCGAGGCCGCAAUCUGAAGACGUACGAGGCCACUGUGAAAGAGGCAGACGUGGAGGGGGGAGAGGUGCUCUACCUGGUGCACUACUGUGGCUGGAACGUCAGAUAUGAUGAAUGGAUCAAAGCAGACAAGAUUGUGCGCCCCGCCAAUAAGAACGUACCAAAAAUAAAGCACCGCAAAAAAAUAAAGAACAAAGCUGAGAGGGAGCGAGAGACGUUGGAGCGGCUUGAUGAAAGAGAAGUCCUCGGCCCUUCGCCCAACACCAACAGAGUCCCACGCUCCAAAUGUGGACUGAGUCAGGAUGUCUUUUCCAAGAUGGACGAGGGUGAGGACAAAGGGACUCAGCAGUCUCCUGUCAAGUCUAUAGAAAUUACUUCUAUCCUCAAUGGCCUGCAAGCCUCUGAGAUGUCCACAGACGAAAGUGAGCAUGAGGACGGGGAGGGAGAGCAUCAUGAAGAGAAUCAGCCCGGUAGCCGUGGCAGCCUCAGAAAGGGCCCACCAGAGCCGCCGCAAAUAUCAGAGCGUUGGGAGAGCGGUGCACCCUCUGAGGGAUGCAAACUGUCCUCAGUCUCUGGAAAGACUCAGGAUGGCAUCAGCACAGAGAAUGCUGACACUGGGAAGCGUAGAGGCCACCCGGAGUUGGACGGAGAGGUGAGCACCAGGAAGAGGAAAUCUGACAGUGUGGCAGAGAGGAUCGCAAAAGGUCAAUCCAGAGCUAAGACCAGGAACACCAGGAGUGCUGAUUGGUUACCCGGAGGGUCUCCUAGGAAGCUGGAGGAGAGAGCAGCUGGCCCUGGAGAGGCGAGGGAGGCCUUCUCUAGCAGCAGCUCAGAUGAUGAGAAUCCAGCACUGGUAGAGUCCCAGGCAGAGGAGAGUGUGCGAAGCCGGCCAAAAACCAAAGGUUCACCUUCCAAGAAGUACAAUGGGAUGAAGGAAAAGACCAAAACUGGCAGACAAGCAGGCUUCUGGGAGAUUCCUGAAAAGAGGGCCAAAGUUUCUGGGAAUGCAGAGGAAAGGGUUGCUGUUCGCCCUAAAGGACAAAAAGAUGUAUGGUCCAGCAUCCAGGCCCAAUGGCCAAAGAAGACUCUAAAAGAGUUGUUCUCUGACUCGGACACAGAAGCCGCCAAUUCUCCUCCCCCACCAGUACCCCCAUGUCUAGAGGAGCCCAGUGUGGAACAGGAUGCUGGACCUGAGGAUGAGGUCUCUGAGGAACAAAUGGAAAAUGACAAGCUUCAGGAGUUCCCAAGCAGCGGCAGCAACUCUGUGCUCAACACACCACCAACAACGCCUGAGUCUCCCUCGGGAGGAGGUAGCACAGUAGAAGACGCUGGUCAAGCACAGCCUUGCUCCCCGCUACCAUCCGUGCCCCCUGCCUUGCCCUCAGAACCGGUUUCUGACACUCUUCCCCCAGCACAGGAGGAAGUGGCAGGAGGACGUAGCGAGACAGACAGCAGCACGGUGGAGGUGGAGAGUCUGGGUGGGGAGCUGCAAGAGCUCCCACAGGACGAAGGGGAAGGUUCCCCCUCAAAGGUGUACGACGUCAGCCUCUCCUGCAACAGUAGCAGCAGCUGCAGCUUAGAGCUGAGCAGCAGCAGCCAACAGGAGAGUGAGCAGAAGUCCAAAGUGUCUGUGAGUCAAAAGCGGCAGAAAGAGUCACAGACGGGUGGCGCCUCAAAGAAACACAAGCCAAACCGCAAGAGCCUUGGUGUGCCUCCCAAAAAGAAUAGGAAAACAGCCAACAGCAGUGACAGUGAAGACCAGUCUGUCAUUGAGGGCACUGCCAAAUCAACUGCCUCCAAGAACCACACAUCAGACCUGAAGGCUGCCACUUCACCUAAGUGUCACGGACGAUCUCCCCCCUCCAGCCAUAAGUACCACAAGCAGGCUGAUGGAGAUCACACCCAGAGCAGAGACAACCAUGGAAGAUCGCCACGUGUGUACAAGUGGAGUUUCCAGAUGUCUGAUCUGGAAAAGAUGGGCAGUCUAGAGAGGAUUUCGUUUCUUCAGGAGAAACUGCAAGACAUCAGGAACCACUACCUCUCCCUGAAGUCUGAGGUGGCUUCUAUUGACAGACGAAGAAAACGCAUGAAGAAGAAGGAAAGAGAAAGCACAGUAGCUGCUUCCUCCUCCUCCUCUUCUUCUUCCUCCCCGUCCUCUAGCUCGCUGACAGCGGCAGUCAUGCUGACGCUUGCCGACCCUCCAGUAUCAUCAUCCUCCUCCUCAUCUCAGAACUCUGGGGUAUCAGUGGAGUGCAGGUGACAGGACAAAACAGCAAAGAGCCACCGCACUAAGCACUUAACCAGCACCCCCGGGGCGCCGCACCCAUUCCCUCUCAACAGGACGGAUGGAAGAGUCAACCUACAUACUGUAACUAGUGGGGCACAAAAACCAGACCAGAGACAAAAACAAGAAACAAGCACUAUUUUCUACUGACAACUGUUUCCUUGGCAAGCUAAUGGCACUUAAGUGCACUUUUAUGAAGAUUAUGUAGGGAGGGGGGUGAAAUUUAUCAAAUAAUAAAAAAAAAUAAAUCAGAUUCGUCUUUUGCGCUAUCCUCAGUUGAACAUUUCCAAGAGUUGUUUUUUGCAAGCAAUAAUUGUUUCCAUUUGAUAAAGUUGUAUUGGUAGGGGAUCAUUUCCAGUGGACACCCCUCCCCCCUUCUGCACCCUGCCCAGCUUGUGGUUGCCGUGUUAUUGUGGGAUGUUCAGAGGAACACUGCCACUUUGGUAUUAAGGGCAUAUACAAAAUUCAUUUUGACACGUUUCUCUGCCCACCUACACGUGGUUAAACCUGAAGGGGUUGACUUUGCUCUUUUCACGUACAGGCACAUGAUCCUGUAUGUGUUUGCAUGUAGGUGGUGAUGGAUUGGGUUUCAGACCAUCUUGGGUUCUCUUGACUGCCUCAGUGGAUGAACAUCAAAUGAUUCUGUAGUGCCUUUUUGUUCUUCUCCAUGAGGCACUUUGAGAAAGGACAGCACUUUUUUUUUCUCCUGAUCCUCUUCUCAAAUCAGAGGGUCAGCUGGAAUAAUGUGUCCCUUUAUAAAAGACUGAAGAAUGCUGUAUGAGUGAGCAGGACAGGCCUGACAGAUAAUGAUGGAUGUUUUAGGAAUAUGCAUUGGAAAAGCAGAGCUCCUAUUACUGGAUCACCCAUAAUCUACUACUGAAUACUCAUCCGGCUUGGGGUAUUACUGUUGAGUUUGGCAGUAUAAUACGUGCAAUGAUGUUAGUAGUAAAUGGUCACAUUACUUCAGUUCAUAAGCCUUUUAAAAACCAAUCUGCUUUAUUCCAUUAUGUUUUGUCAUCGCCCAUUUAAACCCCUCAAACCAGUCAUCCUCACUCAAGAUGUGAGGUGCAACUGAAUCAAAUUAAGUGUUGCCACACACUUAAAGUAAAAAAGCAGAAACCUACAUUUGCAGUGUUUCAAACAUGAAGUUUUUCUUUUUGUAUUAUUUUUUAUUAGGUGUAUGUUUGCUGCAUUAAAUAAAGCAACAUAUACAUUUUUUCUUUUUAUCUUUUUUGGUAUGACAUGCCAGCUUCUUCUCAUGCUCAUCCCUACCAAACCAGUUUGGUUCUGUUUUCUGUAUUAUGACCAGAAUAAAGGUAGAGAUAUUGUAAAUGUGCAUUUAUAUCAUAAAGUGACGUAUGUGUAAACAUUUCUGAAGAAUCUCUGGUGUUUCCUUUGUAUAGAUCCCUUGCUGUAUAAUAACCUAAAGUUGCAUUUUGUUCUGCACUUGUAUGUAAUUGUAUGCUUUUGUUAUACAUUUGUAUAUUGAGAAGUGUUUUGAGUCAAGCUAUUUAAUAUCUUGCACUGUUAAUAACAUGUACUUUUCUGUACAGACAGUUUUAUGGUUUUAACUGUAGUUUGAGUGUAAAUACUGAGGGUUACAGCAUGUAUGUUCUCUUAAAUCUUCCUUUCUCCUUUUCCUCCAUUUGAGCUAAUUUUUGUUCUGUUCUGUCUUGUCAUUCUGUUUUUCUGUUUGUUCUUUUCUUUGUAUUUCAUCUUUGCUUUAGUUCGUACUCUUCUGUUUUUCUGUAGGUUUUGAUUGUUAGAGAAGAAUGUUGGUUUUUGGAUGUGGCUGAACUGUUUUCUAACCUGUACAUGGCCCAAAGCUGAAGCUCUAUGAACCUGUAUAUGGAAAACAGACUGCAUUAUAGAUUCAGAGAAAGUAAUGGAGCUUAUUGGAAAAAUUAUCAAUAGUAUUUAUUAGGCUCAUCUGAUGAUGGUCAUUGUGUAAUUUAUUGUAAAAAUGUAAGCAAAGCAGAAGCCUCUGAAAUAAAUGCCAUAGUUUGUGAA
Molecule: messenger RNA, 6513 nt
Organism: Melanotaenia boesemani (Boeseman's rainbowfish)
Lineage: Eukaryota; Metazoa; Chordata; Actinopteri; Atheriniformes; Melanotaeniidae
Gene: arid4b
Product: AT-rich interaction domain 4B
Exons: 24
Coding region: 472-4479 (1335 amino acids)
Biological process (GO): regulation of transcription by RNA polymerase II
Cellular component (GO): nucleus
Molecular function (GO): transcription cis-regulatory region binding
Source: RefSeq, a predicted model, not a curated record